UGAAUAUGCUCUUACUCGUUACAUCACUUCCCGGAUCUGACCGAAACACUCACAGAUGAAUGGCGCCCGUUAAAGAUUAUGCGUCAGACAGAUAUCUUUCCGUCUAGUUAGUUAGGUAAUCUUGGUUAAUUGGCUGUUCUGCUGCUAACAACAUAAUGUCGAAAAGGAAAGUUACGUUCGAGGAUGACGAGGGGGGCGAGCUUGCUGAAGCUGAUGAACUCCCAAAGAAAAAGAUCUGCGAGGAUGUUAGUGGGCCUGGCUCCAGGUUUAAGGGUAAACACUCCCUGGACAGUGAUGAAGAGGAUGACGAAGAGGAUAGUGAGAAGACCAGCAAAUACAACAUACUAGCCAGUGAUGAUGUAGAAGGUCAGGAGUCUGCAACAAUUGAUUGUGAUGAAGGGGUUCCCAUCACUCCCUUCAACUUGGAUGAAGAGAUGGAGGAAGGGUACUUUGACUCUGAGGGAAACUACUUCAUUAAAAAAGAUGAGGAUAUCAGGGACAACUGGCUUGACAACAUUGAUUGGGUCAAAAUCAAAGAACAGCCUUUUAAGCGAAAGAAGGGCCUUUCAGCCAAGAGGAGGCGUCGAGUCGGGGAUGAAGACGAAGCCGAAGAGGAAAAACAGCGGGAAGAGCAGCAGGCGAACACCGACGAAGAGGAAGAAGGGGAGAAGGAACCUGCCGAGGACCCGCUGGCUUCCUUCACGCAGUACCAGCUCACCGAGGCUCUGCUGGGAAUGCUGUUACCGGGGGAAACCGUUGCCGCGGGACUCCGUCGACUCGGAGGUCUAGGGGUCCGCAAGAAGGGCAAGCUCAGGGAGAUCGAUGACAAGUUAGAAGUGGCCAACAGGGAUGCAGAGAAGCUUGACAGACUCACUGCCCUCGCAGACAGACUGGUCGGGAGUGGCAUGUUUGAAAUAUACCAGCAGACCUAUGAAAAACUAGCCUACAUACUGAAGGGGAUGAACAAGAAGUCACAGAAGAGGGCUACUCUUGAGGGGAGCGAGGAGGAAGAUGAGCUCGACAUGUUUGCAGACAAAAUUGACGAGAAGCGCAGUAGCAGAUCACAGGACAAAGAAGAGGAAGAUGAGAAAAUGAGUGAUGAAGUAAUGUGGGAGUACAAAUGGGAGAACAAGGACAAUUCUGAACUCUAUGGCCCCUUCACCAGCCAACAGAUGCAGGACUGGGUGGAUGAAGGCUACUUCAAAGAUGGUGUUUACUGCAGGAAGGUGGAUGAUGGAGGUUCUCAGUUCUAUAAUUCAAAGAGACUCGACUUUGAGCUUUAUACAUGAACUGUUGACAUGCUUUGACAUGCUAAUACCUUACACGUGGUUUUCCCUCCAUUACCUUUGAAAAGAUGAAGUGUGCUGGUCCUUUACUGCACACUACCCCUCUUGGUUUUUUUAAUAAACAAAUUAUAUCUAUCAAUGAUU
Osmerus eperlanus (European smelt) is the source of this 1430-nucleotide messenger RNA. RefSeq names its product CD2 (cytoplasmic tail) binding protein 2 (gene cd2bp2). The coding region runs from base 156 to 1289 and encodes 377 amino acids. Lineage: Eukaryota; Metazoa; Chordata; Actinopteri; Osmeriformes; Osmeridae. The record is from RefSeq and is a predicted model, not a curated record. The transcript is spliced from 7 exons. Gene Ontology annotation, molecular function: protein binding. Gene Ontology annotation, cellular component: U5 snRNP.